Messenger RNA from Hevea brasiliensis (rubber tree), 1469 nucleotides. RefSeq lists its product as uncharacterized. The transcript has 3 exons. NCBI's taxonomy places the organism in Eukaryota, Viridiplantae, Streptophyta, Magnoliopsida, Malpighiales, Euphorbiaceae. The record is from RefSeq and is a predicted model, not a curated record. Gene Ontology annotation, molecular function: hydrolase activity. Bases 334 to 1287 code for a protein of 317 amino acids.
UUUUUUUUUAAUUUGUAGGGGAAUCGUCGGGUUCUAGCUCAUUUUCUUAUAAUUAUAUACGUAGCUUGAUUAGCAAUAAAGUUUGAAUAUGUCUAAGAUAAAGAGAACAAAUCCACUUGUCAAAUCAAAUAUCAGCAAGUUGGAUUGGUAAUGUUCACUUUUUCUCAUCUAGCAUCUGAGAUUUCCUUUCCGACAAGAAAGUCUUCUGCCCUUGGCCCGGUCGCAAGUCUUGUAUAAAUAUCUUCACUCUUCCAAGCAAUCCAAUCAUCUCUCGACUCACCAUCCUCGCACGCAGGCGCAAUAUAACAUGGUAAGGGAUAGAAUCCAUAAUUAAUGGAGAAGAUUGAGCACAUCACAGUAGCCACAAAUGGCAUAAACAUGCACGUAGCAACUAUAGGGACCGGCCCAGCAAUCCUCUUCUUACAUGGGUUCCCUGAACUCUGGUACUCUUGGCGACACCAGCUCCUCUCUCUCUCUUCCCUUGGUUAUCGUUGCUUAGCCCCUGAUCUUCGCGGCUUCGGAGACACUGACUCUCCCCCAUCCGUUAAUGACUACACGGGGCUCCACGUCGUGGGAGAUCUCGUCGGCCUCCUUGAUGCCUUCGGGAUCGAGCAAGUGUUUCUGGUGGGCCAUGAUUGGGGGGCUCUGAUUGCUUGGUAUUUCUGCUUGUUUAGACCUGAUAGAAUCAAGGCCUUGGUCAACACCAGCGUUGCCUUCUCCCCCAGGAAUCCACAGCUAAAGCCUUUGGAGGGGCUCAGGGCGGUUUACGGCGAUGAUUACUACAUCUGCAGGUUUCAGGAACCAAUAGAGGCUCAUGAGGAGUUUGCUGGAGUCGAUACUGCAACAAUGUUAAGAACUAUUUUUACAAUUCGCGAUCCUAACCCACCUCGUCUACCAAAGGGAAAAGUAUACAGAGCAUUACCAGAUCUUCCCUACAGCUUGCCCUCUUGGCUAACUGAAGAAGAUAUCAAUUACUACGCUAUCAAAUUUAACCAGAAAGGUUUCACUGGGGGAUUGAAUUAUUACCGAAGCGUCAACUUAGCCUGGGAGCUGAUGGCGCCAUGGACAGGAGCAGUAAUCAAAGUACCAGUUAAGUUCAUUGUAGGGGACCUGGACACUGCCUACCAUCUUCCUGGUGUAAAGGAUUACAUAGCAAACGGUGGGUUUAAAAAAGAUGUGCCACUUUUGCAGGAAGUAGUGAUAAUGGAAGGAGUGGGCCAUUUCAUUAACCAAGAAAAAGCGGAGGAAGUCGCCCAACAUAUCUAUGACUUUAUAAAACAGUUCUGACCAGGAAUUGGUCGGCAUCUCUGCUUCAUGCGUGGCCUCUAGUUGCUUGCUUCCAUGUCACAAUAUUAUUCAAUUUAAAUCUCUUCCUAGUCAACACUACAUCAUAGCUUAGUGGGAAUAAAGUGUUCAAGUCGUUUUUUUUUUUAAGCUAACUAUAAUAUAAUGAGUUUCCUUUGUCUGUA